Messenger RNA from Mangifera indica (mango), 2503 nucleotides. RefSeq names its product bifunctional TH2 protein, mitochondrial-like. The transcript has 6 exons. Gene Ontology annotation, cellular component: cytosol. The record is from RefSeq and is a predicted model, not a curated record. Bases 436 to 2115 code for a protein of 559 amino acids. Lineage: Eukaryota; Viridiplantae; Streptophyta; Magnoliopsida; Sapindales; Anacardiaceae.
UUCAUGAAUUGAUUUACACAGUGUAAAAUCCACCCCAGUGGGGACCACAAUCCUACGUGUCACCUUUUGAUAGCAGUUCGUCGACGCGCUUUUCUCCCACUGCCUCUCCCUCCCUGUCUUUCCUUCUCUUUUUGUAGACCAGGUGAGGAGGGGCAGCAGCGAAGCGAAACACCACGAUCUCGUAACAUUACGCGAGUGGUGGUGACUCAUUCUCCUUCUGUCGGCCCCAUUCUACUCACGAGACGUUCGUGUUUCUCCUCUGUUGACAGACCUGACCGCCACCGCCUUCUUCUUUUAUCCCGCAAUUUUGGAUUCGUUUCUUUAUGUACACACAUAUACAGGCCAACUUUUCAUUCCAUUUCUUUGAACCAAGCUUUCUAUUUCUUUCUUUCCAAGUUUUCAACGUCGUUUGAUCGCAAUACGACGUCCGUGUUAAUGACAAUGGGAGGAGAGGACGAAGGAAGAUUAGCCAGAAAGUUCUGGAUCAAGUUCAAGAACGAGUCUGUUUUUAUUAUGUACAGUCCCUUUUUUGUUUCUUUAGCCGCUGGAACGUUGAACUCUAAUACUUUUCUUAAUUGCGUCUCUCAAGAUGUUCAUUUCCUCAAAGCCUUCGCUCACUGUUUUGAAUUGGCAGAAGAAUGUGCAGACGAUGAAGAGGACAAGUGUGCCAUACGCAAGCUCCGGAAACGUGUUAAGCAUAAGCUUAAAACGCUCGAUUCCCUUGUCCGCGAAUGGGGCUUUGAACUCCCAGAAGAGUGCAUGAUCAACAAUGCCACGCUCAAAUACACACAAUUUUUGCUGGCAACAGCCUCGGGAAAAGUUGAAGGAGAAAAAGUACUUGGUAAAAUUGUAACUCCUUUUGAGAAGACAAAAGUUGCUGCUUAUACAAUUAGUGCUAUAUCACCUUGCUUGAGGCUCUUUGCAUUUAUAACUAAAGAGAUUCAGCCUCUUCUGGAUCCUAAUGAUAGUAGCCAUGUUUACAAGAAGUGGGUUGAAUAUUAUUGCUCUGAAACCUUUGAGGAAUCCAUUGCACAGACUGAGGAGUUGCUGGAUAAACUAAGUGUUUCUCUGACAGGAGAAGAACUUGAUGUCAUCGAAAAGCUCUAUCAUCAAGCUAUGAAACUUGAAGUUAAUUUUUACUGUGCUCAACCAAUGAUGCAGCCAACAGUAGUUCCUUUGUCUUGGGUGAAGGAUCCUGCAGAAGGCCAACUUACCAUAUUCUGUGACUUUGACUUAACAUGCACUGCUUUUGAUUCCUCUGCCAUUUUAGCAGAAAUUGCAAUUGUAACAUCACAAAAGGCUGAUCCUGAUCAGUCUGAAUCAAAACUCCCUCGAAAAUCAUCUGCUGAUUUGAGGAACACAUGGGGAGUUCUUUCCAACAAGUAUACUGAAGAGCAUGAACAAUGCAUAGAUUGUAUCAUGCCCUCUGAAGCAGUGGGAAAAUUUGAUUAUGAAGGUUUGUGUGAAGCACUCAAGCAACUUGCAGAGUUUGAGAGAAAGGCUAAUUCAAGGGUGGUAGAGUCAGGAGUACUGAAGGGUAUAAAUCUGGAGGACAUAAAACGAACUGGUCAACUUCUCACUCUUCAAGAUGGAUGUAGAGGGUUCUUUCAAAAGAUUGUAAAAAGUGAAAAUUAUAAGACCAAUGUUCAUGUUCUUUCAUACUGUUGGUGUGGUGAUCUUAUACGGUCUGCAUUCUCAUCAGGGGAUCUAAAUGUGCUGAAAGUGCAUUCAAAUGAAUUAGUGUAUGAAGAAUCCAUAUCAACAGGUGAUAUUGUUAAGAAUUUGGAGUCUCCCUUGGAGAAGUGUCAAAUCUUGAAUGACAUUGUAAAGGAUUGCAGCAAUAAUGGCCAGAACUUGACAGUUUAUAUUGGAGUUUCACUAGGUGACCUGCUCUGCCUUCUUGAAGCAGAUAUAGGCAUAGUAAUUGGUUCAAGUUCCAGCCUGAGGAGACUGGGUAAGCAGUUUGGUGUUUCCUUCAUCCCAUUAUUCUCCGGUUUGGUAGAGAAACAAAAGGAACUCACAAACGACAGUUCCUUUACAUGGAAAAAAAUGUCUGGCACAUUAUACACAGUUUCUAGUUGGGCUGAAAUACAAGCAUUCAUCCUGGGGUCAUAAUUUAGGACCAUCCAAGAGGUGUGUCUAUUUAAUUGUUUGAAGAAACUUGAUCAUCAAUUCAUUUAUAACAGUAGGAUAUACAGAUGAUACAGAUGGUGGCUAAUUUUACUGGAGGGGCACCCAGUAGCCUUCAUUCUUUUUCUUUAGGGCAUGCCAUUAAAAUAUAUAGAGAUUUUGUAAUUAGAGUCACAAUAACAUGGUUACAGUCUAAACAAGUUGUUAUUCUACUUGUUUUACACCUCUGUUUAAUUGAUAAUUAUUCUACUUUUCUCAUAAGCUGGAGAGGGAAAAGUAUUACAUAUUCCAAUCCAAUGGGUUGUUUGACUAAAUCAUGUGUAAUUUGACUGAUGAUUUUUCUUGAAUAUCAACUCAAAGUUUUUAAGCGUGA